Molecule: messenger RNA, 565 nt
Organism: Corythoichthys intestinalis (scribbled pipefish)
Lineage: Eukaryota; Metazoa; Chordata; Actinopteri; Syngnathiformes; Syngnathidae
Exons: 3
Coding region: 140-340 (66 amino acids)
Biological process (GO): endoplasmic reticulum unfolded protein response
Cellular component (GO): endoplasmic reticulum
Source: RefSeq, a predicted model, not a curated record
UUCGCGUCACGUGACGAGAUGCCCACCGUCUAGCAACUGCUAACAGUUAGCGUCGGACGCGAGUAGCAGCGGUUUUUAUCGGCAGCAACCCGCGUCGUCGCCGUCCCGGUUCCACUGCGGUCCGGUCCAACCCGUAACCAUGUCGGCGGUGCAACGAAUGAAGGUAGCGAACGAGCGGCACAGCAAAACCAUCACGCAGCGGGGACACGUCCAGAAAACCUCGCGGCCGGUGAACGAGGAAAAAUCUCCGGUGGGUCCGUGGUUACUGGCGCUUUUCGUCUUCGUUGUUUGUGGAUCAGCCAUCUUCCAGAUCAUCCAGAGUAUCAGACAGGGCAUGUGAUGACCCAAAGCUGAGCUGGUCUGAGAUGUUCGGACCUUGUUGACAUAUUGGACACACUGUUCUCCUUUUAAUUAUUGUUUAGUUUGUUUUCAUUGUUGAUCAGAUAUUGUUGUUUCUGUUUUUCUUUUUUUACACAAACACACAAAGCAUGUGAAUGACACAUCCCACGAUGCUUUGCUUUGUCGAUGAUCAAAGCGUGUGAAAUAAAGGCGAUAUUUUUCUCUA